Molecule: messenger RNA, 858 nt
Organism: Rotaria sordida
Lineage: Eukaryota; Metazoa; Rotifera; Eurotatoria; Philodinida; Philodinidae
Source: the annotation of a GenBank genome assembly
AUGGCUGAAUGUUUGGAAUCACUGAAGAAAGAGUGUGCUCAACAUCAUAUUGAACGAUGUGCGUCUUUUGAUAAUGCUUUUCAUUAUAUUGAACAGCUCAGUGCGAAUACUAUCGCUAUUCUAGUCGUUGUUGGACAUUUAUAUCAAAAUCUUAAAGAUGAACUGUCACGUAUUGACUUCUUACCACGUGCAAUACGGAACUGUUUUGUUUAUUCAACUGAAUAUGAACACACCGAAAAACCUAUGACAUCAUCAACUCAAUAUGUCUUUGGACAACGUCAAUUACUUUCAUCUAUUCGCGAUGUAUUAGAUGCACUUGAUGUGUCGCCUGUGCAUGAGCAUUCAGGUCAAUACAUCUCGAUUACAGUACAUCAAAGUACAUUUAAUGAAUUAUUUCGAGCGAUGAAAUCAAUUCAAGUUAAGCUCAUCGGAUUUACCAUAAAAGUUUCUCAGAUGGAAACCGUUUUAUCUCCAUCAAUGUUUCAAUUUAAAGCUUUUGCAGAAGUCUUUGGUCCAAUGGAGAGACUUCCACGUAUUACUAAGCAAACUGUUCAUGGCGAAUGUGAAUUAAUAUUGGAUGAAAAUACUGGAAAACUUAUGCUCAAAAUAAAAAAGCUUCGUGUUGAACUGCCGAAACUAUUUGGAUAUGGUGGUGGUUCUGCAGACAUUAGUACUUAUAUGCCAUAUAUUCCACUCGAUGGAUUUAUUAACUUUUCACAUCCAUUCAAAUUACCAGAUUUGUGUGAAACUAAACGGCUGGAAAUCAUUCCUCGACAUCCAAAAUUUAUUGUUGAAGAAAAACGUGUUACUAUUUCUGUGGAAAUACAUUAUGCUGAAGCAUCUUCUGAUCACAAAUAA